Molecule: messenger RNA, 555 nt
Organism: Desarmillaria tabescens
Lineage: Eukaryota; Fungi; Basidiomycota; Agaricomycetes; Agaricales; Physalacriaceae
Exons: 4
Coding region: 27-530 (167 amino acids)
Source: RefSeq, a predicted model, not a curated record
CCGAGUUUAUCAUCUUGCGAUUCUCCAUGAAGUUACUUAUCCUUACUCUCAUCUCUAUCUCUCUUGUUUCCGCAGCUAGUAUCUCCUCCCGUGCGACUCAAGCAAGCAACAUCGGGAUGGUGUAUUGCACUGAAGCGAACUUCACCGGAAUUUGCGCCCAUGCUACUAUCGGCGCAGGUACCUGCGUCACCUUCGUUCCAGGCGAUACCUUCUACAAAACCAUCUCGUCCGUGCAAAACGAUCCUGAAAAUAUCUGCACCAUCUAUCCGGGAGUUCAAUGUGUUGGCGCCUCUUUGGAUAUCAAUCAAGGAUACAAUGACUUAAGCACAGUUGGCUGGGACAACACGGCGCGUCCUACAUCUGCGGUAGGACCAUUUCUUGAAGCCCCGUACCUCGCAGUACUAGUCGACCUUGGUUCUUUCUGUACUACGUUAUAUUGGUGUCAUCGAGGACUGCCGACUCUUGUCUUUGCGAAAUACCUGCAUUUUAUUAAAUACGAUCACCAGUUGAGUGUCUCUGGAUGGACUUGAAUUACAUGAUCCAGAUAUAAACCGU